Ambispora leptoticha is the source of this 1554-nucleotide messenger RNA. The record is from the annotation of a GenBank genome assembly. Lineage: Eukaryota; Fungi; Glomeromycota; Glomeromycetes; Archaeosporales; Ambisporaceae.
AUGGGACGCCUAAUACGUUUAGAGUUAGAAAACUUUAAAUCAUAUAAGGGACAUCAAACCAUUGGUCCCUUUCUUAAUUUCACCUCGGUAAUUGGACCAAAUGGAUCAGGCAAAUCGAACCUAAUGGAUGCAAUCUCCUUUGUAUUGGGUGUAAAGUCUGCACAACUACGCUCAUCACAGUUACGGGAUUUAAUAUACCGUGGUCGCGCUAUGCAUGAUGAGGAAGAUGAUGAAUUCGAUAUCGAAUCAACUGAAGGACGUGCCAAUAAUCCUAGGAGAGCGUGGGUUAUGGCCGUAUAUCAGGAUGAUGACGGAAACGAGAUCAAAUUCACUCGAAGCAUAACCACAUUCGGAACGAGUGAGUAUAAAAUAAAUAAUAAAGUGGUCACAUAUGCAAAAUAUAACGAUACCCUUGAAAAACAAAAUAUUUUGGUCAAGGCUAGAAAUUUUCUUGUUUUUCAGGGUGAUGUUGAAGCUAUUGCGUCACAGUCUCCUAAGGAUUUGACAAAAUUAAUUGAACAAAUUAGCGGUUCUUUGGAAUUGAAAGUUGAAUAUGAACAAUUGAAAAUCCAACAAGAAAGGGCCACUGAAAAUUCUACAUUCAAUUUUAAUAAGAAACGUGGAAUUAAUGCAGAAAUCAAACAGUACACGGAACAAAAGCAGGAAGCUGAACGUUUUGAAAGAUUAUUGGCCGAAAAAGCGAAAAUUGAAGUCAAUUUUCUUCUUUGGAAAUUGUAUCACAUUCAAAAAAAGAUCGAUUAUUACAAAAAGCAGAUUGAAAAACUUAAUGAUCAGGUCGAAGAAAAGCAACAAGAGCAGCAAGAUUUAAAUGAGGAAUUGAGAAGAGCACGCCAAGGAAAAAGUGAAUUUGAUAAACAACGAAACAAUUUAGAAAGAAAAAUAAGAGGAAAAGAGGCAGAGAUUGAAGACAAACGUCCAACCUUGUUGACUCUAGAAGAAAAGAUAUCACAUUUUAGCAAGAAAUUGAUUCAAUAUGAGCAAAAUGCAGAAAAGGUCCGAAAGGAACAUGAAAAACAGUUUAUAGCUGUCGAGAGAUUACACAAUGAACUUGAAAAUGUAAACAGGGCUGCGGCUAAAUUUGAAGAGGAAAUUAGUCAAGGAGGCAGUAAAAGAAAUACAUCUUUAAAUUCCAAUGAACUUGCGGAAUAUAAUAAAAAGAAAGAAGAAGUAAAUAAAAGGACUGUGACUCAAAAGCAAGAGCUUGAAAAUUUAUAUCGUAAAGAGAAAACUGAUAAUGAAUCUGCGCGACGAUUAAAAGAAAGGUUGGACGAAUUAAACCGGCGUCGUCAGCAGCUUAUAGAAGACAAAGAUGCAUUAUCAAGUCAUGAAGAAAAAGUUUCAGAUUAUGUAGCACAACUCUUGGCAGAUAUCGACACAAAAAAGAGAGAUCUUAAUGCACUUGUUGUUGAAAGAAGUAAAAUUAGUCGCGAAGAAAAUGAUUUAAAUCAUAAACUUCAAGAAAUCCUUAACCAACUAAUGGACGCCCGGGUGGAUCAGAGAGAAUUGGAGCACGACUUUGGCUUCCUUCGAUAG